Messenger RNA from Heterostelium album PN500, 417 nucleotides. RefSeq lists its product as uncharacterized. The coding region runs from base 1 to 417 and encodes 138 amino acids. Lineage: Eukaryota; Evosea; Eumycetozoa; Acytosteliales; Acytosteliaceae. The transcript is spliced from 2 exons. The record is from RefSeq and is a predicted model, not a curated record.
AUGACAGAAAAAUUCGAGUUUUUUGUAGUUAGUGGUAAGGUAAAAGACGGUUAUGAUUCGAAUGGACUUGCCGAUGUUUACGUUAAAAUCGGUUACAUCAAGAAAAGCUCUGAAAAACCAGAAUGGUUCUUAAAAACACCGGUAAUAAAGAAUUCUUUACUUCCACAUUGGGCUUUUAAGCAACAACAAGCAUUGGAUACAAGUAUCAUCAGUAAUAUAAGAAUCGAGAUGUGGGAUCAUGAUAUGAUUGGUUCUGACGACUUUAUCGGUGGACUUACACUCGAUGUCUCGAGUAUCCAAAACCUAACUGAAGAAGGAACUUUGCUUACCUAUCAUCUCACCAAUCCAGAUGCCAAAGAAGAGGCAUACAUGCCAAAAGCAACCGUCUACUUAGGAAUGUCAAAAUUAAAACAAUAA